AUGCCCUCCGUCAUCUUCGUCUGGCCUCGCCGCCUCGCCAUCGCCCUCAACUUCGACGACGACCUCACCAAUGGCACGGUGGAGAUCUUUUGGCCUCGGCCACAAUUCCUCGUCCCAGCGCCCCUCCCGGUCUGGGAGCUACCGCCUCGCUGGGGGCCCGAAAGGGCUACCCAAGUCUUCCUGGACGAGUUCCCGUGGCGCCGGGCACCGGUGCCCUACUGGACGGUUGGUCUGCGUGGCGCGCCCGCCGAUCGGCCAGUGGAGCAGGAGGAGGAGGAGCUCAUCGAUCUGCGGGACUCCCUGGCCAGUAGGGCUCAACAACGCAUCCUCGCCCGUCGCACCGCCCGAGACGCCCAACAAGCAGCCGAAUCGUCUCUCCAUCACAACACACGCGCCGCACAACUCAUCCGACUCCCUCCCGCCUUACGAAUUCUUGCUCACCAGACUUUGAACGCCUGGGACACGAUCAAAAGCCCUUAUGGAACACAACCAGCAUUCCGAGUCGGGCAGGUGGAUGCCGAAUUAUUGGACGAGGAAUUGUUGAAUUUGUUGAAGAAUCAAGUGGGGGAGGGGCUGAAGCUCUUUGGGACGCAUCUGAAAGAGGAAUGGGGCGAUGAGAUUGGGUUGGUCUUGAGGGGUGUGCUGUGGAAACUGGCGAUAUGGGAUCAUGGAGCGAGUUACGGCGCGAGUCUACAAGGGCUGAAGUAUGCUGAUGCGAGAGGAAGUGAGACGGUUGGGCCAGCGAGAAAGAACCCAACAGCAUGGCAGAAGGUAGCCUACGGACUCCUCACAGUCGGCGGACGGUAUGGCUGGAGCAAAUGGGAGGAAUACCUCGCCAACGUCGAGAACAGCUACGAAACAGAGCCCAGCCUAAUGAUGAGACGUUUGAGCCGCCUGACAACGCUAGCUGGCACGACACACGAGAUCGCAGCCUUUGUAUCCUUCCUGGUCUUCCUCUACAAUGGCAAGUACCGCACCCUAGCCGACCGCGUUCUUCGACUCCGCCUAGUCCCCAGCGGCAACCUGACCAAUCGCGAGGUCAGCUUCGAGUACCUCAACCGGCAGUUAGUCUGGCACGCUUUCACCGAGUUCCUUCUUUUCCUGUUACCGUUAGUGGGUAUCAGCCGAUGGCGACGCUGGAUCGCACGGGCUUGGAAGCGGACGAAAGCCGGGAUUACACGGCUCAGGAAGGGUAAUGAGGCCGCAGCUGCUGCGGAAGACGAAGAAGAAAUGAUGAAGGGAGAGCUGGCGUUCCUGCCGGAGAGGACAUGCGCAAUUUGCUAUCAGGAUCAGAAUCCUGCGGGUGGUAGGAGUGAACAGGAAGCUAUCGCUGCUUUGGCUGGAGCUAAUACGGGCAUUAUUGGGAAUGCGAGCACGGAUAUUACGAACCCUUAUUCUGCGAUAUCGUGUAGCUGCAUUUACUGCUUUGUCUGCCUUGCGCAGCGCAUCGAGGCUGAAGAGGGAGAAGGGUGGACUUGCUUGAGAUGUGGGGAGGUGGUCAAGCAGUGCAAGCCCUGGGAUGGAGAUGUGCUGUUCAGUGAGGGGAAGAUGGGAAGCAGUCGCGCUGUGAGCGAGGAGGGCAGGCCGGGUAGUAGGAAGAGCAUUGCUUGGGCUGAUGAGCUGGUGGAAGACGAGGGAGAGGAGCAUGCACUGGAGAGGAAGAUGAGCCAUGUUGAUCCAAUGCCCGUGGAAGAAGAGGACGAGGGGUAUCAGGAAGGGCAGGACGAAGGCUGA
Molecule: messenger RNA, 1734 nt
Organism: Recurvomyces mirabilis
Lineage: Eukaryota; Fungi; Ascomycota; Dothideomycetes; Mycosphaerellales; Teratosphaeriaceae
Gene: PEX2
Product: peroxisome assembly protein (Peroxin-2)
Exons: 5
Coding region: 1-1734 (577 amino acids)
Biological process (GO): protein import into peroxisome matrix
Cellular component (GO): peroxisomal membrane
Molecular function (GO): zinc ion binding
Source: RefSeq, a predicted model, not a curated record